ACUGUGAGGGCAAAACAUGUGCGGACACCACCUGGGUCCCUGCUCACUGCACACAGGAAAUGGUUUCUCUGCACGACCUCGCUGCCAAAAUGAAGUUGAAGAAAAUAAGGAUAAAAAUGUAACGCUGACACGUUUAGCUAGACCGUGUGGGCGUGGUCUGAUCAGAUUUGGUCAUCAGAUUUUGAUUGACAUGAUGCUGAUUGGUAGGUAAUGUGGGUGACAUCACCUGAGAGAUAUGUCAUGUAAAACAAACUUCGGCAGACAAUGUUGUUUCGUGGAUGAUCUCCUCACUCAUGGUUAGAAGCUGAAGGAGACAUACAGGUGAUGGAUUUAUGGUUUUAAAUGCAAUGCGUAAAAUGCGCAAUCCUCGGUUCAAAGUGUCCUUGUUCCAAUUCCAAGGAGGAAAUUGUGGCAGCGCAAAGCUGACACAUCCUGCUGACCAGAUUCUUCCUUGUUUUAUCACAUUAGGUCGCUAUAGGUUGCAUCUUUUCUUGAAGUGGCGUGUGCCACCUAUCCGUGAGGUUUGUGCCUCAGCGUGGCUCUGCCUCCCUCCCUCCGCUCUCUGGGGCUCUCUGGCGCUGCCGACGCGCUUUCACUCUUCCCACUUUCUCCUCCGGUCUGCUCCACGGAGCGCCGCUGCCACGCUGACCCUGCUGGAUUCAUUUGGAAACAUUUGGAGACAGGAUGGACGCCGCUUUUUGCCUCGUUUUGCGCGCAUGGGCCCUUCUUCUGUUUCUCCUGUCAGGAGGCUUCUGUUCGGAUGCAGAGCACAAGCUCUUCUCUGGCAUAUUCGCCAACUACAACCAGUACAUACGACCAGUGGAAAAUGUGACCGACCCCGUCAUCGUACAAUUCGAGGUGUCCAUGUCCCAGCUGGUCAAAGUGGAUGAAGUCAAUCAGAUCAUGGAGACAAAUCUGUGGCUGAGACAUAUCUGGAAUGACUACAAACUCAGAUGGAAUCCAAGAGAUUUUGGCGGCGUCGAGUUCAUCCGAGUGCCGUCCAGCAGGAUAUGGAAGCCAGACAUUGUGCUGUACAACAAUGCAGUUGGAGAUUUCCAGGUUGACGACAAAACAAAGGCCCUGCUCCGUUACAAUGGUGAUGUCACCUGGAUUCCUCCGGCCAUAUUCAAAAGCUCCUGCAAGAUUGACGUCACUUACUUCCCCUUCGACUACCAAAACUGCACCAUGAAGUUCGGUUCCUGGACGUACGACAAGGCCAAGAUCGAUCUGGUGCUAAUAGGUUCAACCAUCAACCUCAAGGACUUCUGGGAAACUGGAGAGUGGAUCAUCAUUGACGCGCCUGGUUACAAACAUGACAUUAAGUACAACUGCUGCGAAGAGAUCUACACGGACAUCACGUACUCUCUGUACAUCCGCCGUCUGCCACUUUUCUACACCAUCAACAUGAUCAUCCCCUGCCUCCUCAUCUCCUUCCUCACCGUGCUCGUCUUCUACCUGCCGUCUGAUUGCGGUGAGAAGGUCACUCUGUGCAUCUCCGUCCUGCUGUCUUUAACCGUCUUCCUCCUCGUCAUAACAGAGACCAUCCCCUCCACCUCGCUGGUCAUCCCGCUGAUCGGCGAGUACCUCCUCUUUACAAUGAUCUUCGUCACCCUCUCUAUCGUCAUUACUGUUUUCGUGUUGAACGUACAUUAUCGCACACCGAAGACCCACACCAUGCCCUGCUGGGUGCGGACUGUGUUCCUGGGACUUUUGCCCCGGGUGAUGUUCAUGACUAGACCAGAGAGGGACCCCGAGCAGGUGACAGUCGCUGGCAACGUUCAAACCGUGAAUUCAAGACCCUGUGCCGUUCACACAUCAGGUAAUUUGCAGAAGCAGCACAAACCUCAGGCCCUGGCCUCCAGCGUGGUGUCCAGCCUGACAAACCGCCAGCGGCUUUUCAACAACACAGAGCUCUCCAACCUCAAUAACUUAAGUGGCGACUCGGUCAAAGGUGCAGGCUCUGCGUUCCUGUGCUGCGAGGGACGUUGCAACUGCUGCUGGCACCAGAAAACCAGCAAAUUGCCUUCAGACUCUGGGGGAGGAAGUGGAGGACUGGGCAGUCUGGGGGCACUGACUGGGGGCACUGCUGUUGGCGUCGGAGGGGGGAGUCAGUGCUCAAGCUCUGAAUCUCUGGAUGGAGGAAUAAUGCCCCUGUUGCCACUCUCACCUGAAGUUACUGAGGCCAUUGAGAGUGUGAAAUACAUAGCGGAGAACAUGAGACUACAGAAUGAAGCAAAGGAGGUGCAGGACGACUGGAAAUACGUCGCCAUGGUUAUCGACAGGAUCUUCUUGUGGGUUUUCGUCCUUGUGUGCAUCCUGGGUACAGCUGGCCUCUUCCUCCAGCCUCUAUUACUUGGGGAGGACAUUUGAAUCACUUUGACAAAAACUCAUACUCCAGACUGCUGAACUGUGAGGCAUUCCGUUAUAAAUAUGAAUCUCGGCAUUGGCUCAGACGGAGAGAAAACACAGAGGGGAUCCAAAGUUGAGAGGAACAGAUGACUGUCUGCCAAAUGUUGAUGCAAAUGGUUUAUUGACUGUUUUUUUUUUCUCCCACAGAUAGGCUUGGUGCUUUUUGGUCCUUUCAUUUGACACAGUGGUUGAAGGACUUUUCAGUGCUGAGGACGUGGCUAACAAACGUGGUGGUUAGUCUUUUGAUUUUGUACGACAUCGUUCUGGAGUAAACAGCGAUGUAAUCUGUAAUGUCAAGUCAGCGUACACACAUGCAGAACCAGAACACAACCAAAACUGUGUUAUUAUUAAUGGAAUUUAAAGCCCUUUUUCUCACAUUAAGCAAGUAUGUACAUAUAGUCACCGUUUAUGAAUUUCCAUUAUAUUCCAUAACAAGAUGUCACAUAUGUGAUAAGUUUUUCAGUGUUUCUGAGAACAAGACAAGGUUAUUGUCUGUGUUCAUAUAGUGACAUCAUGUGGUAAUUAUUUGCUACUGCAAAUGGUAACAAGGCUGAUUGGUUAAAAGCAUAUGUUGUCUUGCUUUUCAUAUCUCUGUCAUAUCAUAUUCUCAGUGAUAAAACCUUAGGAAAGAUUAUACUGAUACUUUACACCUUAAAUGCAUAGAGAGAACUACUGGUCACCUUCUGGACUCUGACCUGAGAAAAUGGAAGUGGAUAUUGGCAGCAUUUGAUGAACAAGAGGAAAAAGAAUAGGCAUUUUUGUUCAACUCACAUUUUCUGUAAAUAAAUCUUAAAAAUAUAAA
Messenger RNA from Acanthopagrus latus (yellowfin seabream), 3211 nucleotides. RefSeq names its product cholinergic receptor, nicotinic, alpha 3 (gene chrna3). Gene Ontology annotation, molecular function: transmembrane signaling receptor activity; acetylcholine-gated monoatomic cation-selective channel activity. The record is from RefSeq and is a predicted model, not a curated record. Gene Ontology annotation, biological process: monoatomic ion transmembrane transport; regulation of membrane potential; nervous system process. The transcript is spliced from 6 exons. Lineage: Eukaryota; Metazoa; Chordata; Actinopteri; Spariformes; Sparidae. Bases 685 to 2370 code for a protein of 561 amino acids. Gene Ontology annotation, cellular component: postsynaptic membrane; neuron projection; synapse.